AUGCCCCAAAACUGUCUUUUGUCUGCUGUCCAGAACCACUGCUACAAACUCUGCCUUACAGUCCCAAAACUGUAUAAGUUCUGUCCAAAAUCAACCUAUGUUGCAGCAGUCAAACUAGUUCUGCUAUGUUGUCCCAAUUUUGCACAAUUGAUUCUGUACUCACUUCAAACGCGUUGCAUCCUUCUCUGCUCAUCUCCAAUCCGUUCAACCCAAGACCUCCAUGAGACCAUCGUCUGGAUUCAUCGUCUGGUUCUCACGCUUCCAAAUCAACCUCUCUCCUUCAAGCACGAUUCACUUGGUUUUCCUUUCGAUUCUGCAGCGUUGUGGCUUCGAUUGCUUAAACAACUCCAUCGCUUCAAACUCAGCGGCUCAGUCCCGUAUUUGUCGUUUCUGUUUGCUCAUCUACGAUCAUCUUCACAUAUCAACCUCGUCAUACUAUUUGAGGACACAAACCUCUGUGCAAUUCACGCCAAGCGUGUGACUGAGGCUAUGAUGGUGGAGGAUGGAUUUGAGUGGUUUUGUGGGAGGAAGAAGAAAGUAUAUUGGAAUUCCUUGAACAAGUUCUGUUUCCGCGGCAUCCUCGACGAAUCAAUCGGCGAGGGAACCCAUUUCCUUAUUCCAUGGGUUCAAAAACCCUACAUCUUCGAUAUUAAAACCCGCCCCCAUACUUUCUCAUCAAUAUCCGGCACCAAAGAUCUUCAAAUGGUUAACCUAACUCUUCGAGUCCUCUCUCGUCCCGACACCGUGAAACUCCCUGUCAUCGUUCAAAACCUCGGUCUCGAAUACGACGAGAAAGUCCUCCCUUCGAUCGGUAACGAAGUUCUGAAAUCUGUUGUGGCGCAAUUCAAUGCUGAUCAGCUCCUUACUGAACGUCCUCAGGUUUCUGCCCUUGUUAAGGAGACUCUUGUCCGACGUGCUAGGGAUUUUAACAUCCUUCUCGACGAUGUGGCGAUCACACAUUUGUCUUUGUGUUGGAAGUUUGUUACUGGUGGUAACUGUCGGAGAUGUUUGGAGGAUGCGGUUACUAGGAUUGGUUCUUCGUGUAGGAAGAAAGAAGAUGGACGGGCUUUGAAUUCUGGUUGUUAUUUGAGGCAUUCACUACACAAGUUCUAUAACAAUUCAAGUAGUAAUGAUGUUGCUGCUGGAAAUCGCGGACACCGAAAAAUGGCUAUAAUAUUGGCUGCAUCUUCUGCUGUCUUGGCUCUUCUUUUGGUUACUGCAACAAUGGGUUUCUUUAUAAGAAAGAAUGUAAUGAGGAAAAGAAGAGAGAGAAAACAAUUUGGGACACUUUUGGAUACAGUGAAUAAAUCCAAGCUAAAUGUUCCAUAUGAAAUUCUUGAAAAAGCAACAAAUUACUUCAAUGAUGACAAUAAGCUAGGACAAGGAGGAUCAGGUUCAGUUUAUAAAGGAGUUAUGCCAGAUGGUAAUACUGUGGCUGUUAAAAGGCUUAGUUUUAACUCGACACAAUGGGUGGAUCAUUUCUUCAAUGAGGUUAAUUUGAUUAGUGGAGUUCAUCACAAAAAUGAUGAGAGAAGAAAGAAUACUUACACGUCGGAGUCACUCCGCCAACGCUUCAAUCGUGAUUCAGGAGAGAGUGACGCUGCUAUAUUGAUUUCCGAGGCUACUGCUGCGGCUGGGAUGGGGUUGGUUGAGCUUAGGAGGAUUGAAGCUUCCAGGGAAGUUGCUGGAACGCUUGCGAAAUCGCCUAAUGUUACUUAUCUUCCUGGUGGAAACAACAUGAUGAUGGCUCUUAAUCCUGCUGGUUGA
Messenger RNA from Vicia faba (fava bean), 1767 nucleotides. Lineage: Eukaryota; Viridiplantae; Streptophyta; Magnoliopsida; Fabales; Fabaceae. The record is from the annotation of a GenBank genome assembly.